This is a messenger RNA of Anguilla anguilla (European eel), 1290 nucleotides long. RefSeq lists its product as uncharacterized. NCBI's taxonomy places the organism in Eukaryota, Metazoa, Chordata, Actinopteri, Anguilliformes, Anguillidae. The record is from RefSeq and is a predicted model, not a curated record. Bases 33 to 428 code for a protein of 131 amino acids. The transcript has 8 exons.
CUGCGGGGUUUUUUUUCUUCUGUGGUUUAAAGAUGUUGCGACUUCUCAUUCUGUGUUUGGUUCUAAGUACAGCAGUCACUUCGGAAGAAGUAGACGAUGAACCUUCUGGGGACGGCGGUGACGACGAAGAUGGACCAAAUGAUGUCGAAGAACGUAUCGAAGAUGAGAGUGUUCUGAAGAAUUUCGCUGUCCAAACUGAGCAUGGUCCGGCGAUUCACGAUGGACGGAUGAUUGACAGUGUGGAAAAGGCGCAAGCAAAUGAUGAAAAAGAGGGAGUGACCAGCACCAUCGUCAUCGCGGUCGUGUGCGUGGUGGCGCUGGCUGCCGUCGCCAUUGCAGCCGCUAUCCUGGUCAGACGCCAUAUGCUAAAUCGACAGCAAGGAGUGUACUCUGUGCCCGUAGAGCAGUCGGAGAAACCCGCCAUCUAAGCCUCACCGAAGCCUGCCCACCUGAGGAGGACCUGUAGGGGGCGCUGCUUCAUGGGCUUCUGCAAUACUGGUGUCUUCUCCUGCAGCUGUGGGCAACCUUGGCUCCUCUCUCUCUCUCUCUCUCUCACUGGGACAUUAUGACUUAUGCUGGAUCCUCGCCUAUCUAAUUGGACCCCCCAUGCUCCUGAUCAGGGAGUUGCUAAAGAAUCAGUCUCGUAUAGCCAGACCCGUCUCCACACUUCGUUUCAGCGCUGUGCCAGCGCUGGAGAAAGGUCUGGCUUGAACCCAUUAUCAUUCCGGUAUAGGGAAAAAAAAAAAAAAACGCUCUGGCUUGUUUGUAUUUCUUUAAAAACCAAUCACAGUCGUCUUGGGCGACGCUAAGCCCAAGAUGCAGGGAGGAGAAUUCUGAUUGAAAUAGUCGGCCAGUGGCAGGCUUAUUCCCACAGUCCAUAUCCUGUGAAUCAGACUACUACAUGACUGCUAAAGUUGUAUGCGUUCCAAUUCUUUCAUUUCCUUAGCUCCCCCCCCCCCCACUGAGGACUGUCCAUAUAUGGGCAUGGUUACGUGGUUAUGUUCUCAGCCACAGCUGCAGUUUCACACGCUGUGAAACAACUGCGAAACGGAAGAGGCUCCUCAGCAUAAGCAAGAAGAUGAAAUCCAAUCGAGACCAAAGAACAAAAAAAAAAAGAACCAAAAAUCCUAUGGCAUCCCCAUUUCCUGUAGAGAUGGGACAUGCUUUAAAAACACUCCUCCAUCCACCUCGUAGCAUCAUUCAACGUUCAGGCAAUUUUAAUUUCCUCUAAGGGGCUGGUUCACCUCAGCCAUGAUUUUCUGGCCCAGCAGGGGAAAAAAAAAAAAAAAA